CGACGGGGUCGGGGCGGUCGGAGCCGCCUGCCGCGCGCGGCAGUCGCGGCACGGCAGUCGGCGGCAGCGCUCCGGAGUUUUCGCUGGUCACCAUGGCGUCGGGCAAGACCGUCGUCGUCCUCGCGCCGAACGGUCGCCGGCAGAGCGUGAGGGUGACGAUCAACACGACGAUUCUGCAGGUUCUGGAGGAGGUGUGUCAGAAGCAGGGCUACAACGCCGACGACUAUGACAUUAAACACAAUCGCCAGAUACUGGACCCCAGCGCGAUCUUCCGCUUCGCCGGGCUGCCGAACAACGCGCAGCUGGAGAUGGUGGCCUGCACGAGGGCGCGCCCCACGUCCAACGUCACGAUCGGCAUCCAGCCGGAGGACGGGGCGAGGGUGCUGAGCGAGUUCCCGCCCGGCGCGACGCUGGCCCAGGCGCUGACGCAGAUGUGUCCCGAUUCCGACCUCGAGAGGGCCGUGCUGAUCUACAUGCAUCGCGAAGUAUCUGGCAGAGAAGCGUUAGAGAAAACAACGUUCAAGUCGCUGGGGCUCAACAAUGGAAAGGCGAUCUUGAGAUUGAUGUAUCGUGACCAAGAACAAUUAAAGACUCAGGCACACGUGUCUGCUCCUCUGCUUCCAAAGACAGUCGCGAGGGCGGACGAGUCGGCGAGCGAUAAAGAUUACCAAAGGCUACCGUCGUCCACGCUACAUUGUAACAAGACGAGGAAUGACAUACCGACGGAGAGUGCAUCGGAAAUACAAAGUCAGAACGAGCCGGAAGGCGAAGCAAAGGUAGAUGCGAGAGAGGAGAGAGUAGACGCGCUCGGUGAAAAACAAGAGAGGGACGCACCGGAGACGAGAGAAGGCUCCACUGCGUCUAAUGACGAAGCUCGCGAGGCGGACGAGCGUGUCGCGGGUACAUGCGCAACAGUCGAGGGGAAUGCGAGAUAUGAAAUUAAGUUUUUGGGGGAGAGAAACGCUCUGGUGUUCAAUCAAGCCGGGACUCAAGCAUUGCCAAGGGACGAACUACCGGACAGCUUCUUCGACCUGGAUCUGCACGACGCGAAGACACUCUUACGGGAUGCUAAGCGCCGUAGAGAACAGCUCGAGGACGCUCCGCUUCUGACGGAGACACAGCGCCAGCUGGACCGGGACAAGCACAUCCUCGACCGGCUGAACAAGUAUCGUCGCGCCGUGAUUCGCGUGCUAUUUCCCGAUCAGUUCGUUCUUCAGGGAUUAUUCGGGCCGCUGGAGACGAUCCGAACGGUUAAGGACUUUGUCAAAAACUACUUGGACGAUCCGGAUGGCGAAUUUAUCAUCUACACUACCCCACCAAGGCAUAUCUUAGACCCCGACGCACGACUAAUAGACGAAAAUCUUGUUCCCUCUGCUAUCGUUUAUUAUUCCGGACAAUCGUCGCUAAGGCCGAGUGUAAAAGCAAAACUGACAGAUCCUAGAGCUGCCGGUAUCGAAGCCGUCAAGUCUAGGAUCGCCACGAUGCGGAAAGAACAAGAUCCAACGGCUGAAAGUGAUAGAGGCACAGUUGUCGAGAGCAACGCCACUCCGGGACCGAGCGGUAGCGAUAAAUCAUCGUCAUCGUCUCAGAAUCAAAACAGGACACCGAAAUGGUUCAAACAGACGUUCAAAUAAUCGAUUGUCUAACGGCACCGAAAGGUGUGACACCUUAAAUUUUCAAUAUAAACAUUGCUAUACUGAUACGGGAUUUCAAUGAAGACCCAUAUGCAAACGUCCAAGGAGAAAUGGACAGUCAAGAUGACAUCAAAUUGAUUUUCAUCUCUUCUUGGGCGUGCACACAUAUGUGCCGUCAUAUGUAUUCCUCUAACAAGUCUUAAUAAAAUAUACAAAUCUGUAUACAACAAACGUCCGUGUCUCUCAUUAUUCUAAUUGAAAUGUACAAAGCUUUACACACAAGAUUCUGAUGCUUAGUAAAAUUAGUUACAAAAGUGGAAAUCAAAUUAUACGUAUACAAAUAGGAUUCUUACCAUCUAACUAUGGCCGCGGUAAUAACAUCUUACAUGUUAUAAUCUGUAUAUAUAUAUAUAAUUAUAUAUAUAUAUAUAAUUUGUAUGAAAAACAGUGAUAGAGCCGAGUGAUGAAAAGUACAAUUGUGAAGUAUGUAUCAAUGGUACUAACUGUGUGAUAAAGGUGCUCUGAUCGAUAACAUUAAGUAUAUAUUUUAUUGAGUAAUAAAUGUAAUAAUUUGGA
Molecule: messenger RNA, 2210 nt
Organism: Vollenhovia emeryi
Lineage: Eukaryota; Metazoa; Arthropoda; Insecta; Hymenoptera; Formicidae
Product: tether containing UBX domain for GLUT4
Exons: 7
Coding region: 93-1634 (513 amino acids)
Molecular function (GO): protein binding
Source: RefSeq, a predicted model, not a curated record